Molecule: messenger RNA, 2458 nt
Organism: Suillus clintonianus
Lineage: Eukaryota; Fungi; Basidiomycota; Agaricomycetes; Boletales; Suillaceae
Exons: 6
Coding region: 170-2326 (718 amino acids)
Source: RefSeq, a predicted model, not a curated record
AAUCAGCGCUGAAAAACUCGGCCAUCGCCAGUGAUUGUCUCGAUAUAGCACAACACGAGGCAGGGUAGGGCUACAGGGUCAAUUAAUUAGAUGAGAGGCGACAAUCGCCACUUAUCAGUGCGAUUCCCUUCUCUCCCACCUUCCCUCAUCUUCAGAAUCAGACUGCACAAUGAGCGGAACCGGAGGAUUCACUGCGCCCCCGCAGCAACCCCAGCAGCAGCCCCAGCCAUAUUCACCCCCGUCUGGCGGCCAGAUCGCACCUGGAUCUAUCACUUAUACGACGUCCACUAGUGCGGAUGGCCAGGUUACAUACCAUCCUUUCAGAGCGGUGCCUGCUAGCUAUCAGACACCCCAAGGUGUUGUACAUGGUAUCCAAUGGGUCCCUGCCGAAGCCACACAGAUCUUGCCAACUGGCGCUCAACCUGCCAAUGCAGAAUUUGCUGCAUCCUGGAAUCGCGGCCAGCUCAACAGGGAAGACGAGAGGGAGCUUGAAAAGUGGAAACGCUCUGAAGAGAAGCGCAAGAAAAAAGAAGAGAAGGCAUCCCUAAAGAACAUCGCGAAACAGUUUGAAAGGGACGAAAUGGAGAUCCGCAUGGCACGUGAGAGGGAUACUCAGGUCAGAGAACGCAAAAGGAGCUUCUACGGAGAAGCACCUCCCUCUGGAUAUCCAGCGCCGGGGACCGCUGCAUACGGUGCCUACAGCAGCUCAGAUCUUGACCGCAGAUUCAAUGAUCUCGACAUCGACCGCAAGGAGGUUUCCUUCGGUGCGAGGCCCAGAAAGCUUUCUCAGAGUGGUGGAGGGGCGUACUCGUCCCCUCCCGCAACGUAUACCAGUCCAACAGGUUAUCCUACAACUGGAAGCGCCAGCCCUUACAACCGGGCGGCCUCUCCUUACCGACCUGUGGGUGCUUUCUCAACUUCACCAAAUGUAAGGCCGCAAGAAUUCUCAUCCUCCACGUACCCUGGUGGACCGGAUCCCAUGGCGAGGGCAGCAUCUCCUUUUGGUGCCAGAGCACCCUCUCCUUAUGGUGCCCAAGCUCCCGCUCCUUAUGGUGCCCGAGCGCCAUCUCCUUAUGGUGCACAAGCGCCCGCUCCUUAUGGUGCCCGAGCGCCUUCUCCUUACGGUGCCCAAGCUCCCGCUCCUUAUGGUGCCCGAGCGCCUUCUCCUUACGGUGCCCAAGCGCCCACUCCUUAUGGUGCCAGAGCGCCCUCUCCUUAUGGUGCCCAAGGACCCUCUCCUUAUGGCGCUCGAGUGCCCUCUCCAAUGCCGCAGGCGGCGCGUUCUACUUCUCCAAUGCCACCGGGGCCUCGUGCUCCUUCCCCAUACGCACGCCCUCCGUCUCGCGCACCGUCCCCAUACCAUGGUCAACAGGCGGCAUCGACUUAUCCUCAGCGCGCUCCUUCACCAUUUGUGCCCCCACCGCAAAUUCAUUCAGUAUACCCCCGUGGGCAUGUAAUGGAGGGACAGCCUAUCGCGGCCCCUCGGUCGCGAGCACCUUCUCCAAUGCCCGGUGCGCCUGCCGGGCCAGGAUUCCCUUCGUCUCCACGCAUGCCCAACACAGGAUUCAAUUCAUCCCCACGAAUGCCUAGCACAGGAUUCACUUCAUCUCCCCGCAUGCCCAACGCAGGAUUCCCUACAUCGCCCCGUAUGCCCGGCGCUGCCACGGGAGGAGACUCGUUGCAACAACUUGCUGCUCCAGAGGCGUUCUCCCGUCCGCCAAAUGCCGCUCAGCCCUACACUCCGUUCGGCGUGAUGAGGAUCCAAGAUAUGGACAAAUUUUACGAACAGAUUCCUCGCAUGCCGCUUGUACUCGAUACUCAUGAUGUAUACCACCAGGAUUGGAUCAGAUUCAUGAAUGAUCUUGCUCUUGCGUGGGCCGGCAAGUUGCCCAUUCAUGAGUUCUCCAGGGGUGAAGCUCCCCCUAAGCGGAGUUCACUUGUUGCAGAUUUGAUCAAUCUGUGGAACGAUUCCUUCUUCCGUGCCCGUCGCGUCGAGGUGGUCCUGUACAAGGGCCGCGAACGACGCUCAGGUCCGCACACGGGGACUCUGGACAACCAACUUCCAAUGCCUGACCUCGACUCUGAUUCAGACUUGUCUGAUUCUUCUUCUCUCUCUUCGGAGUCUGAGGACGACAGGUACUACGGUCGCGGCGUUGAUCUUGCAGACUCCAAGAGAAGGCGCCGAGAGAAGAAGGAGGAAAAGAAGUGGCGCAAGAAGGAAAAGAAGCUCAGGAAAAAGGUCAAGGAACGCGAGAGGCAGUACGCAUUGUACUUGAACUACAUCGCGCCUCGCGACAUGCCUGUUCCGGGAUCUUACUAUGGCUAAUAGAACAUGCAGCGCAUGAAUCCAGUAACGUCGAAUUUGUUGAUACCUAAUCUUGUCAUUGUCAUUGUACUACAUACUACGGACUGCGAAUCAAUUUGUUACCCGGUCGAGGUCGUCAAGUUCAAUAUUCAA